AUGGACGACGUCGACUUUGACUCGGGCGAGGAGCUCUUUGACAACAUCGACAACCAGGACCUGCUCCCGUCACAGAAGCGCAGGCGCCACGACCAAGAUGGACACGACGACACUGCCUCUGGCGCCACGAAACGCCAGAGACGCGAUGCGUCGCACGCCGCCCUCGCCCGUCGGAUCCUGACCGACAAGUUCGGCUACCACAGCUUCAAUCACCAGCAGGAGGCUGUCAUCGGCCGCGUCCUGGCUGGCGAAAACACGCUCGUUAUUUUCCCCACGGGCGCUGGCAAGUCCCUUUGCUAUCAGAUUCCAGCCAUUGCCUUCGAGGAGCUCGACACGACUGACGGCUCCAGGGCCCCCGGCCAGUCCGGAAUCAGCAUUGUCGUGUCGCCAUUAAUCGCUCUCAUGAAGGAUCAAGUCGAUGCCUUGCAGAGCCGCGGCAUUCCUGUAGCGUCCAUGAACUCCACAAAAACUUAUGAGCAGCAGCAACUCACCCGCGUCGCCUUGCAAAAGGGACAAAUUCGCCUUCUGUAUUGCGCCCCCGAGAGACUCAACAACGAGUCCUUCAUCGAGAAUAUGAAAACUGUCCCCGGAGGCGUUCGACUCGUCGCUGUCGACGAGGCCCACUGCAUCUCUGAGUGGGGCCAUUCAUUCCGCCCUGAAUAUCUCAAAGUCGCUCGGUUCGCUCAAGAGAUCAACGCCGAGCGAGUCGUCUGCCUGACUGCCACCGCCACCCCCAAGGUUGCCGACGACGUUUGCAAGGCAUUCAAGGUCGACAGCUCGUGUGUUUUCCGCACAUCUCCAUACAGGCCCAAUCUCCAUCUCUACGCGGAAUCUGUCCAACAAAAGCAAGACAAGUUUGAAAAAACCUUUGCGUUUCUGAAGUCCCAGCCUGGUCCAACUCUCAUAUACGUCACCUUGCAAGCGCAAGCAGAGUCGCUCGCCAAGGAUCUCACGCAUCAAGGCUUCCAUGCUGAGGCAUUUCAUGCGGGCAUGAAAGCCGAAGUAAAGCUGCAGAUCCAGGAUGACUUUAUGGCAUCCAAGAUUCCGAUUGUUUGUGCAACUAUCGCGUUCGGUAUGGGCAUCGACAAGCAAGAUAUCCGAAACAUUAUUCAUUGGGACAUUCCCGCCACUGUCGAAGAAUACACCCAGCAAAUCGGUCGCGCCGGUCGAGACGGCAAGGCGAGCCACUGCAUGCUCUACAUCUGCCACGAAGACUUCUAUAUUCGGGAGAACUUUGCACGUGGAGACCUUCCGUCACGGACGUCUCUAAAGGCCCUGCUUGAAGACAUCUUUGACGAGGACGCCGUCUUGUUACCGGUUGACGGGGUAAUACAUACGAACCACAAUGCUCAAUCCAAGGACUUUGACAUACGGCUCUCGCCGCUGAGCAUCAUAUAUGCGUCGCUGGAACUCCGCUUUGGGCUCAUCCGGGCCAUCACACCCCAGUUCACACAGUACUCCUUCGAGGCAACAUCCAAGUACUACCCAUCAUUAAAAGCGGACAAGUCCGAGGAGGGAAAGGCUAUCUUUUCCAAUGCCCGCAAGGCGGCGAAAUACCAUCACAUUGACGUCUCAGGUGUCGCGAGAGCAACGGGCCUUCUGCGUGCAGAUCUUGUCAGGAAACUCAACCAGCUGGAAGAACGGGAGUGCAUCAGACUUAAGGCCAGCGGGAUCGAGCAUCGGUAUCGCAUCCUCCGGUCUCUUCCAUCAACAGAUGGCGCAAUCGUUAAACUGGUGGACGAACUGUACGCCGACCUUGAGUUUCGGGAGGAAGAGGUCAUGCGUCGGGUUCAGCAAAUGGCUGAUCUGAUAACCGGGACCAAAUGCUUCGCAUUAGCCCUCGCCGAACACUUUGGGAUGAAGCUUCCAGAUGGAAAAAGGAAUUGUGGACAUUGCACCUUCUGCCUCCUGGGAUGGCCGGUCGUCUUGCCACCCAAGCCCCCUAAAGCAGUCGACAGGGCGGGAAUGGAGCGAAUCCUUCAGGCUUGUGAUGUCCGAGACGAUCCGAGGUUCUUGGCUCGUGUUGCGUUUGGCAUCAAAAGCCCCAGAGUCACACAGUUGAAGUUGGACAGGUCGCCGGUGUUUAGAUCCUUGGCCGACCACGACUUCAAGACACUGCUGAAGGAGUUUACCGCCGCGUGCGAGGAGGCUGGCGCGGACUCGAGGCGUUGA
This is a messenger RNA of Hirsutella rhossiliensis, 2172 nucleotides long. RefSeq names its product DEAD/DEAH box helicase domain-containing protein. Gene Ontology annotation, cellular component: chromosome; nucleus; cytoplasm. The record is from RefSeq and is a predicted model, not a curated record. Bases 1 to 2172 code for a protein of 723 amino acids. The transcript is spliced from 9 exons. Gene Ontology annotation, molecular function: ATP binding; 3'-5' DNA helicase activity; nucleic acid binding. NCBI's taxonomy places the organism in Eukaryota, Fungi, Ascomycota, Sordariomycetes, Hypocreales, Ophiocordycipitaceae. Gene Ontology annotation, biological process: double-strand break repair via homologous recombination.